AUGGUUUUCGUCGGUAUCCCCAAGAAUUACACCCAGUCCCCGUCCUCCUUCGGCGGGACUCCUGCCUUGACCAUCAAUCAUGAGGCCGCUCAGGAUCUUGACUCCACCAAUGCCUUUGAAGGUCCUGAGAAACUGUUAGAGGUGUGGUUCGCCCCAUCUGCCAAUGAACUAGGUGCUGCAGGCCCUGAGGGCCUGAAGAAGGUGCCCGGCGAGAUUUGGAAAGAUAUGCUGGAUCUGGUCAAUUGUCAAGUUCUUUCCGUGGUGUCCUCCGAUGAUGUGGAUGCCUACCUACUGUCCGAGUCCAGCAUGUUUGUCUGGCCACACAAGCUCAUCCUGAAGACCUGCGGAACUACCACCCUGCUCUCAGGUCUACCUCGUAUUCUGGAGAUCGCUGCCAUGUUCGCAGGCUUUCCUCGUGCAACCGCCCCAGCUUCUCGUGGUAUCACGGUCGCAGCUGCUCCCUACCGCGUCUUCUACAGCCGCAAGAACUACCUGUUCCCUGAUCGCCAGCGUGGCCCUCACCGUAGCUGGCGUGAUGAGGUUCGCAAUAUGGACCAGUUGUUCCUCAAUGGAAGCGCCUACAUGAUUGGCAAGAUGAAUGGAGAUCAUUGGUAUCUGUACCUCACCGAUCCUAACACUAUGCUCACACCUCCAGCCAGUCCCACUGAGCAAGUUACCUUCAGGGAGACUGAGACCAAGGUUAUCAGCUUCCCUAAGGACGCUCCGGUUGCUGACUGUGAUGAGUAUGACGAAACUCUGGAGGUCUUGAUGACCGACCUGGACGAAGAGAAUGCGAAACAAUUCUACCUGGAUAACGCCAUUGCCACGGCUGAGAAGAACUACCGCAACUUUGACAAAGAAGAAGGCGUUGAACAUGUCGAUGUCUUCAGCAACGGCUCUGAUCUGGAUGAUCCUCUUGUUCCUGGUGACCGUGUUUUGCCACCUGAGUUGACCACCGAAGGCCACGCCCUCGGAACUGUUGUCUCUGAAGGCUGCGGUCUCUCGGAUGUUUACCCUAAGAGCAAAUUCCCGGAUGCACGUAUCGAUGCAUACUUGUUUACACCCUGUGGCUUCUCUGCCAACGGUGUCAUUCCUUCUCCAGAGAGCAAGGCCCCGACUCACUAUUUUACUGUGCACGUCACACCAGAGCCUCACUGCUCGUAUGCAUCCUUUGAGACCAAUGUUCCGCACUCGCAGAAUGGCAAAGCGACUGCCGAUAUCAUUCAGCAAGUUGUGGACAUCUUCAAGCCCGGCCGUUUCAGCAUCACCUUGUUUGAGACUAAGCCCGGUACUGAGGAUCCUGAGAAUGAUACCAACGGCUUCCAUGAAGUGCAAGCGCAGCGCCAGGCUCAGCGCCACAACCCCAAGAACGAGCACGUUGAAGGUUACCGUCGUGUGGACCGUAUCGUCCACGAGCUCAAUGGAUACGACCUUGUGUUCCGCUACUACGAGCGCAACGGCUGGAAAGGGGGGGCACCCCGGAUUGGUGAGAAGUUUUAA
Penicillium malachiteum is the source of this 1500-nucleotide messenger RNA. Its product is annotated as adenosylmethionine decarboxylase SPE2. Gene Ontology annotation, biological process: spermidine biosynthetic process; spermine biosynthetic process. The record is from RefSeq and is a predicted model, not a curated record. NCBI's taxonomy places the organism in Eukaryota, Fungi, Ascomycota, Eurotiomycetes, Eurotiales, Aspergillaceae. The coding region runs from base 1 to 1500 and encodes 499 amino acids. Gene Ontology annotation, cellular component: cytosol. The transcript has 2 exons. Gene Ontology annotation, molecular function: adenosylmethionine decarboxylase activity.